Molecule: messenger RNA, 762 nt
Organism: Penicillium expansum
Lineage: Eukaryota; Fungi; Ascomycota; Eurotiomycetes; Eurotiales; Aspergillaceae
Product: Short-chain dehydrogenase/reductase SDR
Exons: 1
Coding region: 1-762 (253 amino acids)
Source: RefSeq, a predicted model, not a curated record
AUGGCCGCCGUCACUAAGCCCUUGAUUUUGAUAACUGGUGCAAACCAGGGCUUGGGAUUCGCGACUGCACAACAGUUGGCUACCACUGGCCAAUACAAUCUCCUCAUCGGCGCCCGCUCCCAAGAAAAAGCCGAAGAAGCAAUCAAGCAACUGCAAGAGUCUAGCAUCGAUAGCUCUUUGACGCCUAUCAUUAUCGAUCUCGACCAAGACGAAUCUAUCACUGCCGCAGCCAAGUUUGUCCAAGACCGUUUCGGAUCGCUCGAUAUCCUCAUCAACAACGCCGGGAUCAACAGAUCGUCCAACCCAAACGCUACUCUGCGCGAAACUUACCGAGAGGUUUUUGAGACCAAUGUAUUUGGCGUGGCGGUGAUGACUGCCACUUUCCUACCAUUACUACGCGCCUCAAAGUAUCAUGACCGACGUAUCGUCAACGUAACAAGCGGCCUAGGUCAGAUUGGCAUUACAUACUCGCCUACUUCAGAAUACAGUGCUAGGAUAUGGGAGCUGCCUGUCUACCGCAGUAGCAAGUCGGCGAUCAACAUGAUUAGUGCGGUUGAUGCUGUUAGACUCGAAAAGGAAAAUAUUCUCUCUGUUCUAGCUGCUCCGGGCUUCUGUCGCACCAACUUCGGGGGCGGCCAAGGUGUCAAAUCAGCAGAGGAUGGUGCUAGGCCUAUUGUGAGGGCUGCUACUGAGGGGACCCCAAAGGAGCUCUUUGGGAAGCUUGUGGAUGAUGAGAACACGUUGGUUGAGUUUGGCUGGUAG